Messenger RNA from Boeremia exigua, 1272 nucleotides. RefSeq lists its product as uncharacterized. Lineage: Eukaryota; Fungi; Ascomycota; Dothideomycetes; Pleosporales; Didymellaceae. The record is from RefSeq and is a predicted model, not a curated record. The transcript has a single exon. The coding region runs from base 111 to 983 and encodes 290 amino acids.
UAAAGGAUGCCGAAAUAACUAUACCCAUCAACAAUCCAACAAACAUUUGAGUCGAAUUACAUUACUACGUCACGGCCCACCACCUGUCACCGCCUCUUUAUGGAUCGCCAAUGAAUCGAGAAAACUGUGGAUUCGUGGAAUCUUUUUGUUCGAAACCCCCUAAGGAACAAAUAACAUCCUUGCAUAGAAGCAAUACCGCACCUCAACGUUGUCAUAUCGCAAAGCCAGUCUCACGCUCGGCGGAUACUACGGAUCUCGUCAACAUGUCUCUAUCCAGGCCAUCUUCUGAAAGACGUCCCCGACCAACGAACCACAGAUCCGCCUCAUCGUCGGAGAACUCCACCACCAGAUCCAGAUCGAAAGGCCGCGGCCAUGAUUCAAAAUUAUCUUCCCGUCGCACUUCUUGUACCAUUGUAGACCCUUCUAGGCCAUCUCGACAUUAUCGUGUAAAGAGCAGCCAUGCUACAUCACCCGCAAGCCAGGACGUCGACGAUGUUCUCGCCCUUCAUUUCCGCAGUUGCAGCCUGUUCUCGAAUCCUUCUUACCAAGCCAACUCCGCCUUACCGAGUCCAACCUUGUCUCAUCAGGAUAACCUGGGGUUUCCCGGUGCGGCGCCACGUUUCAGUAUGGAUGAGAUGGCCAUGGUUGAGGAACAUGUCUCAUUGCACGAGGCCGAGAGCGCACGGCUUCCGGUUCCAGCUACCACCACGCACUGGAUAUCGCCCAGCACACGGAAGCGCGACUACGAGCGGAUUGACAAACAAAACAACGGUCUCCGAGGUCUAGUCAGAAGGGUGGUUCCGCGCUGUGUCUCAAGCCCGCCAGAGAGAUUCUACGAGAAAGAUCAGUCGGACGCUGGAUCCGUUCGACGCUACAGGUUGGAUGUUGUCGAAAACUGCAUCAAAGAGAAAGAGGCCUCACGACGCCCCCAGACGUCGCAGUCGCAGCGGCCCAAGAUGAAGUCGCGAUGGACCUGCUUCUGAACUCAACACACAUACGAGAAACGGCAGUACAAACGUUUUGCAUAUUCGCGCCACAUUACGAUACCCACGGCAUUUGCGCUUGUUGGAUUUUACGCACUAUACCUACCUACCUAGAGCCUAGCCCUUUGAUCUUUACACUAGCAUGUCAUUAAUUUCUAGUAAAUAUUUAGUAGAUGGCCAAAAGCCGAGAGAAGCCGAGAAUGAAGUUAUACUAUAUCAUUAGUGCACGCGAUCUCUGAUGGUGUUCACGGAUUGUAUGACAAGCAGAUGUCACCAUGCUUGAAGAUGU